AUGAACAAGCGGCUGCCCAUCGCCGUGCAAGAGCUCAAGGAGUGGCAGCGCGGUCAUCGGGAGCUCGGCGAAGACUUGAAGGACAAGCCCGCCGGCUACGUGGGGGCGAGGGUGGCCAAGCGGCUGACCACGGACUGCUACGCCCGCGGCGUCUGCCGCGGCGCGGUGGAGUGCGCCAAUUUGACCACGCGCCAGGCGGGCAACGACCCCACGGCGGCCGAGUCUAUCAAGACGGCGCCCAUCCACUCCAUCUCCUUGCAGUUCGGCCUCCAACUCCUGGAGGCGGCGGCCGCCGGCGAAGCUUGGCCGGCUGAGCCGCGACAGCUGCGGACAGACGCGCGGCCGGCGGCUCAGCGAGGGCGCGUGGUCUCCUGCCCGUUCUGGACCUUCUACGGGGCGCGGGGGCGAGCAGCCGAAGUCCGCGAGCUCUGCGCCUUCGAGUUCGCGCGCCACUUCCUCUUCAAGCUCGCCAAGCGGCCCUUUGCGCUGGAGCAGCUGAGCGAGCGGCGCGACGAAGGUUUUCACGCCUCGCUGACGCGGGCUGGGGCGGCGAAGCUUGGCGGAAACCCCGAGGCCGUCUUGCUGCCCGGGGCGGACUACGAGAUCCAUGAGGAAGGCGGGGAAGACUGGCUGCCGCUAGGGGGUGGCGUUGCAGUUGCGCAGGGCGCGCUCGGCGGUCGCUCGGAGGAGGACUACGCGAAGCGGGUGCUGCUGCUCUUCUGCCCUUGGACGAGCCACCCUGACGACGCCUCGGCCGCCGCGCCCUUCCUCGCCGACCUCUGCAAGUUCGGCAAGUCAGACUGGCGCCGCGCCCUCCGACGGCGGCUCAUUCUCCGAGGCUUCCCGACCGAAGAGGUCAAGCAGUUCGCGCUGAACUUUUGCUUCGUCUACUGCUUGCCGCGGGAGCUCCGGCCGGAACAGCACUUGCAAGAGAACAGCGACAACGAGGUCCAGGACGAGGGCGUGCGCUUUGACGAGGCGGACUUGGAGGCGGCUCGGGCCACGCACGUCCGCGGCGCGGGCAAGCUGGGCUCCGAGAACUUUGACGAACAAGACAGCGAGCAGGAGGACGAGGCCGCGGCGACGCGGCUGUGCGUCAUGACCAAGCAGAUGUUCGACUUGUCCCGGGCCGCGUGGAGGAAGAGCGGGGCCGACGCCCCGCCCGGCCAAGGCGCGCCCGGGCCGCCCCGAGCGCAAAGCGAGCAGCUUGACCACAACGCGCUCGCCUGGGCCGCCCGCGCCUCGCGGAGCAAGAGCAGACUUCCGUCCUUUCCGGGCGUCGGCCAAGCCAGUCGGGACCCCGAGGCGCAGCCGCUCGGCCCGCCCGUGACCGCAGACGCACUGCUGGACUGGCUGGGCAGUGAGCGCGUCCGGAGCGGUCUGAACUCCAAGCAAUGGGAGCUGCUGCGGGUGGUGGUGGAAAGGGUUCUGGUCGAGCUGGAGCUGGUGCCGCCGGACCACGAGAUCGCUCUGCGGCGAGCCGAGCCGCUGGCCUGGCUGCUGCACGGCCCGCCGGGCACUGGGAAGUCCCACGUCCUGAAGUUCCUGCGGGAAUUGUUCGAGGAGCAGCUCGGCUACGCGCAGGGGAUCGACUUCGAGGCGCGCGGGCGAAACUGCGGUCGCCUCUCUUGCCCUGCUGGGGUUGCCGCCCCGCAGGUUGCGGCGUUCCAGGCCGUCAACGCGGCCGACAGUCGCGGCCGGACCCUCCACAACGCCUGCGGCCUUGGCGUGGACGCGGCCGCGCUGGACCGCGCCGUGGGCCAGGAGGCGGCGAAGAGAAUGAGCUACUGGAGAUGGCUCGUCGUCGACGAGGUCAGCAUGGUCAACGCGCGGCUGCUGGCGCAGGCGUGCGGGGAGGGGCGCCGGUCUCGCUUGCCCGCCCGUCUGUUCGCGCGAUCGACAGGUCGAGCGGCGGCUGCGGGCGGUCGUCCCGUCGGCCAGUGGAAGCGCAACGCGGCCGGGGAUUCGCGGGCCUUCGCGGGCGUCAACGUGCUGCUGCUCGGCGACUUCUACCAGCUGCCGCCGCCGAGCGGCGGCUACCUAGCGGACGUGCCCAGCAGCCGGCGGCCGCCGCGGCUGAGCGCGGCCGCCGAUGCCGAGCCGGACCUCCUGGCGGACUACGGCAGAGAGCGCGAGCGCUGCAAGGAUGCCUGGUGGAACGAGGUCGUGGACGAGCUGCGGCGCGGCGAGCUGUCGGAGGAGAACUGGCGCUACCUCCACGGCAAGCCCGUCGAAGGUUGCCGGCUGACCGCGGCAGAGCGCGAGUCCCGGCGCCGGGUCAUUGCGGGGCCGGGCAACCCGCGCUUGGGAGAAGAGAAGUUCCGGUGGGCGGCGGCCAUUGUUGCCAACAACGACGCCAAAUACCAGAUCAACAAGGACCGUGCCGAGGACUACAGCCGCGCGGCCGAGUCGCCGCUCCGCUGGUCUGUGGCCCUGGACGCGCCGUCCGCCGAGGUUCUGCAGACGCAGAAGUGCGACAAGGCCGUGCGGAGCCGGUGGCUCCAGUAUCACGACCGGGACACCGAGAACCUCUUCGGCAUGCUGCCGCUAGCCGUCGGGAUGCGCGUGGUCUUGGCCGACCACCUCGAUCGCUCCGAGGACAAGCUGCUCCUGCGAGGCAGCGCCGGCCGCGUCCACUCCUGGGUCUGGAAGGAGAACGACCAUCGGCCGACUUGCGUCUACGUGAAGUUUGACGGGGCGGCCUGGCAGCUUGACGGCGCGCCGGAGCCGGGCCUCUACCCCCGCAAGAAGCCGGUGCUCAAGAUCGCGCGGACGCAGCUGCCGCUGGCCCCGGCCUACGCGAUCACGGCCCACGGCAGCCAGGGCAAGACGCUCCCCGCCGCGCUAGUGGACUUCAACGUUGACAAGCGGACCGACGUAACCUUCGGGACCGGAGGACGUCUUGAUCUUGAGGCGCCGGACAAUACAGCGGGAGGGAGGGAAGAGAGGGUUGUCCCCGGCAGGCCCUUCGAGCGCUGGCUCUACACCCGCGGCGCGCCGGAGGGCCCGGCGCUCCUGCUGAAGCAGCUGCGGGGCGAGGAAGUGGACUGGGAUGCAUUCCGGGAGGCGAAGGCGCCCUCCGCGGCAUGCGAGAAAUGCAAAGAGGCCAAGACACUGGACUACUUCUCCGAUCGGCAGUGGGAGCGCGUCAGGUCCAACCGCUCGGCCAUUUGCCUUGCCUGUGCGCCCAGCCGGCGCGGCCCCUAUUGGGCCGCCUCUUCACGUCGGCCGCGCAAUCUGCGCAGGCCGCCGCCCAAGGCAUUCGCGCGGGAAGGCGUGCUCCAGCUUCCGGAACUUGCAGCCGCGGCAGUCCAGGCGCGCCAGACCAGACGGCAGCUUCCGCUUCAGCGUCUUCUGGCCGGCCUUGCGUUCACUUGCCAGACUUGCUACCUGUUCUUCCCGGGAGCCGGCGCCGCGGAGCGCGACGGCAACCCCUUGUUGGCUAGCCGCCGGCGCUGGCAAGAGCACGUGCCGCAAAUGCGGCGGCGUGUGGCAAGAGCCGGGCGGGCAAGGAGGCGACAAGCGCCAAAGGCUUUGCCCAAAGUGCAGGCCGGGGGCAAGUGGCGCAAAGCGCGCGUGACGCGGUUGGAGCCGCCGGGGCAAAAAUUGGCUCGAGGCGGGCGGGCCCAGCGGGGGAAGGCCGCGCGAGGAGCAGGAAGAGCGCCGCGGGCGAAGGCUUAA
Messenger RNA from Effrenium voratum, 3681 nucleotides. The record is from the annotation of a GenBank genome assembly. NCBI's taxonomy places the organism in Eukaryota, Dinophyceae, Suessiales, Symbiodiniaceae.